AUGGCGUUGAGCUUGCGGCGCAUGCUUCCUUCCGUGCACCGGGCGUCCCGGCCUCUGCUCCGGAGCCUGGCAGCAGCCCCCAGCCCACCUCCACCGCCGACGGAAUCCCUGAAGCCCCAAGCGCCUAAAGUCUACCGCCAGCGCCUUCUGGAUGGAGGGGAAGAGGUCUUGACCGAAGCAGAGAAGCAGGAGAAGGACGAAAUCAUCAAGGACCUAACCAGGCGACUGAGUGGUCCUUUGGCGGACGAGGAUGGAAACGUGCCCACAGGAGAAGACCGGCCCAUUGCUAUUGAAGUAGAUGGGCCGUCCCACUUCUAUGCAAACUCGAAGCGCUACACUGCUUACACAAAGCUGAAGCACCGACUUCUCACAAGAAUGGGCUACAAAGUGCUGCAUGUUCCGUACUACGAGUGGAGAUCUCUGCGGGGCGCAGUGGAGAGAGAGGACUACAUGCGGAAGAAGCUGAAAGAAGAGCCCACGGAGUGGUUGGAUCCGGAAGACGAGAAGUACUACACGCAGGGACCGGAUGAAGGUGAGGAUGAGUUCUCGGUGAAGCCGGAGGCAUCGACCCAUACUAGCAAGCCCGACACUGCUGCCUGGCCGGCCACCCCGAACCCCCCGCCGCCGCGGCAAGCGCAGCCACAACCGACCCCCUCCCAGCCUUCUCAGGCUUCACAGCCGCCUCCUCCGCCAACCACGGCCAUGCCCCCGCUCCGAGGCAUUCCCGUCAUAUCCCAAACCACCACGGAAGUGAGCAAGGGAAACAAAGCAGGUUGGGAGGGUGUUGUUUGCAAGGUCACCCGCUUGCACAGGCACAACCGGACUGCGAGCACAGCUUUCCACAGCAUCUUCGGCAGGUGGUCGGGAUCUCAAGAGUGCAAGGUGUUGCCGACUGAAGACGUCCUUACGUUCCAGAAGGACGGCAGCGUCGUCACAUCAAGAGGUCUUGGCAAGUGGCACCUGGACCGAUCACAGGCCCGUGUCUGCGAUGAGCAGGGCAGUGCCGAAAUCUUCUUCGGAUCAGUGGCAAGCUAUGAGUCCAGGCAAGUGGAAGCGCAGUACUAUUUGGGGGCGGUUGAACAGAUUUGGAGCUGUGAGCCCGGAAAACGCGUGGACAAGAUGUGUCACGCAAACGAGUGCGAGCCGGGCCUACUGCUAGGAGGGGACGAGGAUGCCGAUCCCGACUUCGAAGAGAUGGUGAGCGAUCUGCGUCGCAGCUUCGUCGGCUGGCUGAAGAAGGCUGAGCUUGAGCUGAAGCAGCACCGCAGCGAUGUGAGGCGAGGGCGGCAGGCCUUCGAGGAGGAGAAGCUGUCGGUUUGGCAGCAGUUUGUGGCGGAGAAGCAGCGGGAGGUGGAGAAGAUCCGUGAAGACCGGCGCCACGCCGAGGAUGAGAUGGCGACACAGCUCAGGCAGGUUCAAGCGGACAUCGAAGAGUCCAGGCAGCGCAUCAGCGAGGAGCGCAUGCGCGUCGAACAGGAGGGUGCGCAGCGAAGGAGGGGAGUGGCGCACGAGUACGAGAAGUUCCGUCAGGAGUACGGGCUCUUCGAGACAGAGCGGCAACGCCUGGCGAACCCCCAGCUGGCAGCUGAGACGACCGUGGACCUGAACGUGGGAGGUACGAUCUUUGAGACGACCAGGUCCACGCUGGUCCAGCAGUCUGGCAGCUUCCUGGAGACCUUGCUCUCUGGCCGGUAUCAGAUCAGCCGCGACCGCUAUGGCCGGAUCUUCCUGAACCGUGAUCCGGAGCAUUUCAGGACGAUCCUCAACUUCCUGCGCAAUCCGCAAACCCCACCCAUGCCGCGGGACGCUGCCGAGUCCGAGGCACUGAUUCAGGAGGCUACGUACUACGGCGUGCACUUCUUUCCGUUUCCGUUGGUGUUCGCGGCGGGGGGGCACGACGGCUAUGAGCAUCUUCGGGCAAUGGAGGUCCUGGAUGUUGGGAAUCAGUGCUGGCGGCCCUGUCGAGCUAUGUCAACAGAACGUACUUACUUCGGCGCAGCAACGCUGCGGAACCGCUUGCACGUUUAUGGUGGCCAGAACUUGGACUACAAGGCGCUGUGCGACGUCGAGAUCUACGACUGCCUUCGGGACACAUGGGAGGCCGGUUCAGCCAUGCGUUUCCCACGCCGCAACUGCGCAAGCUGCGAGCUCGAGGGGCGAGUCUACGCUUUGGGAGGCUUCGACGGAUCCCGCAUCUUGAACUCCGUGGAGGCCUAUGACAGUCGUCUCAAGAGCUGGAUGCAAAUGGAGCCAUUGCCGACACCUCGCUCUUCUGCGAUGGCGACCACGAGUGGAGGUAAAGUCUGGGUCCUGGGCGGCACGUCGGGGACCAGGCUCAACACCGUCGAUGUCUUUGACCCCCGUGCCAAUCGCUGGGAGGCAUUGAAGACCGAGAUGGCGGAGGUCCGUUCGGCGGGACAGGCUGCCAACUGCGUCCACCAUGUCUUUGCACUGGGUGGGACCGAUGAGGAUCAGAGGAUCCACUUCUCGGCCGAAUGCUUAGACCCGGAUGAGAACCGGUUCAGUCAGCGCGCGCCGAUGCAGGAAUCAAGAAUGGACUUCGCCGCAGCAGUGAUCUCCGAUUCGAUCAUGGUCAGCGGCGGGCAGAAUGGAAGCGUUCUAUCAUCGACGGAGUUUUACAGGCCUGAGCUGGACGAGUGGCAGGCGGGACCUGCAAUGACAAUUCCAAGAUACGGCCACCAGUGCCUGCUGUGCAGCCUCUAA
Molecule: messenger RNA, 2724 nt
Organism: Symbiodinium natans
Lineage: Eukaryota; Dinophyceae; Suessiales; Symbiodiniaceae
Source: the annotation of a GenBank genome assembly